This is a messenger RNA of Cladophialophora immunda, 1054 nucleotides long. RefSeq lists its product as hypothetical. Gene Ontology annotation, molecular function: DNA binding. The transcript has 2 exons. Lineage: Eukaryota; Fungi; Ascomycota; Eurotiomycetes; Chaetothyriales; Herpotrichiellaceae. Bases 216 to 533 code for a protein of 105 amino acids. The record is from RefSeq and is a predicted model, not a curated record. Gene Ontology annotation, cellular component: cytosol; nucleus.
GUGGAUUUCUGCUGAAAGUCUCUUCCUUCUCGCAACAGUACUACAUGUUGUGCAACGAUGGCGGACGAUGAUUUAGCACAGAUCAGGGCAGCGCGUCUUGCGCAACUCAAGCAACAGCAAGGUAGAGCAGGGUCAGGCGACAACGGGGACGAUGAGGAGAAGAGAAGGUUUGGGAGAACUGUCACCUGCCUCAAUAACACGACAACAAAAUACUGAUGAAAUACUUCAGAAAACAAGAGUCGGAAGCCCGGUCCCUCAUGCUGUCUCAAAUCCUCGAACCAGAAGCCGCGGACCGACUGGGGAGAAUACGCAUGGUCAAAGAGUCACGCGCUACGGAUGUCGAGAACAGGCUGAUCAUGCUCGCACGAUCAGGUCAACUACGGCAGAAAGUCACUGAAGAUCAGCUGAAAGAUAUGCUGGCAAGUCUGUCAGAGCAUGAGAAGCAGACGGGCCAUACCAUGGAGAGCGUGAAAGUCGUCCGGAGAGGUGGAUGGGACGACGACGACUUGGACGACCUCUUGAAGGAGGUAUGAUUGGGAGAAGAGAAAAACCCUGACGCAUUUGCAUGAUACCCCGCGAUGAACAUUGCUUUACAUUCACGACGGCGCCUCUGGCCGAGGAGGGGGAGCAGGCGUCGCUGCUACCUCCGUGGCUGUUCUGGCAGCCUUAGCAGCUUUGCGCUCCUCUCUCAGUUUCUUCCGAAUCGCACGCAGAUCCGGCGGCUGCUCAAUUCCUAGUCUUUGGCGCAGUUCUGCAACAUCCGUCUCGAGUUCCUCCUCCCAGUACACGUUGAUGAGGUCCUUGCUCUUCCAUCCAUUCGAGAACGCCCAUGGCAAGAAGAUCUGGAACAUCCUUUGCCUCUCUAUUGGUUUCAGCCGGACAAUUGCAGCUAGACUGAGUCCUGUCAUGGGCAAUCCGGUGUUUGCAAACUCGAACGCCUUCAAGCCAAGCUCCCCCUCUACCCAUACCGGUAAUCCGGUCACGGCAUGGUAGAAAUCAUGACACUCCCGAUAUCGCUGCAUGACAUAGGCCUCCUCUUCGUCAUCAAUGUACC